AUGUCCCAAAGUCAAAAGACCUUUCAGCUUAAUACUGGUGCCCAUAUUCCGGCUAUUGGAUUCGGGACAUGGCAGGAUGAGGAUGCCCAGGAGGCCGGAGUUCUUCAAGCACUUCAACGGGCUAUCCUACGGGGCAACUAUUUGCUCGAGAUAGCGGUCGAUAUGCUUCGCACUAAAAAGUCAGUCGGCGGUACCGAUCAAUAUGUGCUUGAUGAGGUCCUCGAUAAAGUGGUACAGGAUGAUGAUGAUACCGAAGGAACUCCCCAAUGGGCCAUUGAGGAGUCAGCAUCACGCCAUAUCUCGACACCUACUCUCGCUACAGCCCAUUACCUGCGCGUCGCUAGUGGCAACCGAGAGGAAAGGCUAGUGGCAGCCAAAACGCUCCGACUGCCGAAACCUAGCCUAAUACAAGGGAUCAACGACAAAGAGAAGGAAAGUCUCGUCGACGAUUUACACGACGCCCUGUAUUGCACUUUUCUAUCCUCAUUCUGCCAAGGGUUAGAACUGAUCAAGAAAGCCUCAGAUGACGAAAAUUGGGAAAUUGACCUAGCCCAAUGUCUCCGGAUCUGGCGUGGUGGGUGUAUUAUUCGGUCUGAGGGUAUAGCCGAUCUCUUAGAGCCAGUGCUCUCAACUGAAAAGUUCUGGACGAACUUGAAGCAAUCCGAUAUAGUUACCCAGGAGCUACGCCGGACAUACAACUCUUUAAAGGCAACAGUUAUCCAGGGGUGUUUGCACGAUCAAUAUUUGCCUGCAAUUUCUGCAACCUUGGAAUAUUUGAAGUAUGUGGGUGGAACGAAGCUGCCCACCAAAUUCAUGGAAGGCCAAAUGGACUUUUUCGGAUCACACGGCUACAACAAGCCCGGUGUACCUGGUGAGGACCCAGGGCCAGUUGGCAAAGGUCCUCAUCACUACGAGUGGCGACCGGCAGAAACAUAA
Messenger RNA from Penicillium waksmanii, 936 nucleotides. RefSeq lists its product as uncharacterized. Gene Ontology annotation, cellular component: cytosol. The record is from RefSeq and is a predicted model, not a curated record. Gene Ontology annotation, biological process: pentose-phosphate shunt, oxidative branch; pentose-phosphate shunt. Lineage: Eukaryota; Fungi; Ascomycota; Eurotiomycetes; Eurotiales; Aspergillaceae. The coding region runs from base 1 to 936 and encodes 311 amino acids. Gene Ontology annotation, molecular function: NADP binding; phosphogluconate dehydrogenase (decarboxylating) activity. The transcript is spliced from 2 exons.